AUGACGGACACAGCGAAGCAUUCUGAGUUCAUUGACUCCUCCACCUCCAUCUCCACCAUCGUCGACUGGGAUGACGAAAAUGACCCCGGCCGACCAAAGAAUUGGUCCACAGUUCGCAGGUGGGCAAUCGUGGUCACUACGACUUUGAUCACUUUCGUUGUAUCCUUCAGCAGCAGUGUGUUCUCUGCUACACUUGCUGAAGUUGCGGACGAGUUCGAUGUCUCGAAGAACGUUGUCGUGCUGGGCAUCACUCUGUUCGUGCUUGGCUUUGCCUUUGGACCUCUACUAUGGGGGCCAGCCUCCGAACUGCACGGUCGAACAACUCCGCUUUGGCUCGGCUACACCGCCUUUCUGAUCUUCCAACUUCCUCUCGCAAUCAGCUCUGAGAUCCGAGUCAUUCUCACUUCCAGAUUUCUGGCAGGGCUGUUCGGCUCUGCGCCGCUUGCCAUCGUUGCUGGCAUGUACGUCGACUUCCUCAACCCCAUGGAGCGAGGCAUCUCCAACAGCGCAUUCAGUGUUGGUGUCUUUUGCGGCCCUGUCACGGCUCCCAUUCUGGGCAACAUCAUCACCGAGCAUUUGGGCUGGCGAUGGACGGGAUGGAUCACACUUUUUGUUGGUCUAGUCCUUGGGAUUGUCUGCUUCGUCUGCACGCCUGAGACGGCCGACUCAAUCCUCCUCCAGCGGAAAGCACAAUCGCUGCGAUUGGAGACUGGCAAUUGGGCGCUGCAUGCACGAUGCGAAGAGCAGCCGGCUCGUAUGCGAACAUUUGUCGAGAAGUAUUUGACCAAGCCGGUCAAGAUGCUGGUCCUUGAGCCUGUACUCCUGAUUUUCACCAUCUACAUGUCCCUCGUGUAUGGUAUUCUUUACCUGACGUUUACAAUGUACCCCUAUUCAUUCCACACCAUCCGCAAAAUGUCAUCGAUCGAGGCAAGUUUGCCGUUCCUGUUUCUCCUCGCUGGCAUCGUUCUGGCGUGUCUCUUCCUUGGACUGUACAGCGUCUACUAUAUCGGAAGACUCCAAAGAGCGGGCAAGACACUCACACCCGAGCACCGGCUGCCACCAGUGAUAUUAGGGUCAUUGCUAUUACCCGCUGGUUUGUUCUGGUUUGCAUGGACUUCCCAAACACAAAUAUCUUGGACCUUACAAGCCACUUCAGGAAUAUUUACCGGCUGUGGUAUAAUUUUGGUCUUUAUGACCUCCAUCUUGUUCCUCGUCGAGGUCUACCUCUAUCACGCCAACAGCGCUCUUGCCAUGAACACCUUCGUGCGGAGCAUCGUCGCAGCGUCAUUUCCAGUCUUCUCCCGGCAAAUGUUCUCCACUUUGGCGAUCAAGUGGACAGGAACCAUGCUGGCAUGUAUCUGUGUUGCAUUGACUCCGUUUCCGGUGGUCAUGAUGGUUUAUGGUUCUCACAUCAGGGGCUGGUCGAAGUUUGCACGAUAG
Messenger RNA from Zasmidium cellare ATCC 36951, 1440 nucleotides. RefSeq lists its product as uncharacterized. Gene Ontology annotation, biological process: transmembrane transport. The coding region runs from base 1 to 1440 and encodes 479 amino acids. The record is from RefSeq and is a predicted model, not a curated record. Lineage: Eukaryota; Fungi; Ascomycota; Dothideomycetes; Mycosphaerellales; Mycosphaerellaceae. The transcript has 4 exons. Gene Ontology annotation, molecular function: transmembrane transporter activity.